Molecule: messenger RNA, 330 nt
Organism: Orbilia oligospora ATCC 24927
Lineage: Eukaryota; Fungi; Ascomycota; Orbiliomycetes; Orbiliales; Orbiliaceae
Exons: 2
Coding region: 1-330 (109 amino acids)
Source: RefSeq, a predicted model, not a curated record
AUGGCAGAGAAGUGGGAUGCAUGGGGCCCUGCUGAAAAGCCUGGAGUCUACCCUAGACAGAACUUCGCAUUAGCUGUGGUAGCGGGGACGCCUCUGAUAUCCCUUGCUUUCACAUCUUUGCGAUUACAUGCAAAGAGAAAAUCUGGAUGGGGGCUAGAUGAUCUGACAAUUACUCUUGCGACAAUGAACUUGGAAAAACUAACGGAUGCAGCUUUUAUCCAUUGUCAUAAUAUACCCCUCGUGGAGGUAUAUAAAACUAUGGCACUCUGGUAUUCACAUAUGGGAUAUCAACCAGAGAAGGCUAGAGCCGCCGAUGGAUCAAAGUUAUAA